This is a messenger RNA of Amoebophrya sp. A120, 1506 nucleotides long. The record is from the annotation of a GenBank genome assembly. NCBI's taxonomy places the organism in Eukaryota, Dinophyceae, Syndiniales, Amoebophryaceae.
GCUGCGAGUUGUUGAUAGACCGAGGAAGGCCCGCUCGCAUAGUACGACCUUUCUUGCGUUGAUAAUAGAGUUCCUGUUCCACCACCACCUGUUAUGCCUUGAAUUCCGCUUCCAGAACCGCCUAUGAUUGGUGGUUUUAUUUCAAGAACAGGAAACUAGAAUUCUAUUUUUACCUUCAUUUAGAAGCCGCGCUUUUUAUUUGCAACAUCACUGCACAUCAUCCGCUACACGUACACCCAAAAGUGUAGAAAUCAUGUCCAUCAAAAAGCGGCUAGUUGUGGCGGUUGACCUGGAUGAAGUUCUGGGUCAGUUUCUGAUAUCCCACGAAAAAAGUGUUACAGUUACACAUUUGUAGUCAAUUCAGCAACACAAAUUUCUCUGCAUGAGAGAAAGCUCGUAAUGCAGAAAUCCUACGGGGAAACAACUAUGAAACGAGGCUCCUAUCCAUAUCCGGCAUGACAGAGCUUGUCUGUCUUGCUUGGCAUGCAACACAAUGUGUAACUGUAACACUGAUUUCUUGCGAUAUCUGAACGCCUUAGUCCAGUACUACAACCAGGAAAAACAGAAAACCUUCGCCGUUUCCGACUUUUUCAGUUACCGGUUCUGCGACGUGUGGGGCGGCACCAACGAGGAAGCGACCGAAGUCGUGCACGCGUUUUUCGAGACGGAGUUUUUUAAGCAGAGAAUCCUGCCGAUUGACGACGCAAAGCAGGUUUUGGAGAAGUGGAAGGGGAAGGAUAUUAUCGAUUUCUACGUGGUCACCUCAAGGCAAACCGUGAUUUUAGAAGAAACGAAAGCGUGGCUCGAGCAGCACUACAGCGGGAUUUUCAAGGGAAUUCUGUCCGGGAACCACUGGGCCAGGGAAAACGCGCAUCUGGGCAUGGUGACCAGCGAAAAUGGUGGUGGGAAGGAUUCAAAUCAGCCAGAGCUGGUGCCGUCAUCUGCGCCUGUCGCAACACCUUCAAAUAAUAAAUCCUCAUCUCGUUCCAAAGCGGAGAUGUGUAGGGAGAUCGAAGCCAACCUCUUGAUCGACGACGCGCCGGCCUAUGCGAAGGAUUGCCUGGAGAAUGUGAGCAGCAUGCGGAAAGUAGUGUUAUUCGGAGAUUACGGGUGGAACCAGAAAGUGCCAGAAGAAAUUGCGAGCAUGCUGGAAAAUGUAGACGACGAGCAAAAAAGGGUGGUGCGGUGUGCUGACUGGCUGCAAGUGGAUAAGGAAUUGGAGAAAUUGGUGGCGGAGUUCGUUGUUGAAUGAUUCGACGGCAACAUGAUGAUAAAUUAUCCCUGCCGAUGAACAAAAAGAAAAUCAAAAUGCUGCUGCAUGCAAUAUGCACGCAAGCGCUACUAUAUUGAGUUCUUACUUACCAGGAAAGCAUAGCACGCGAUCCGACGGCAACAUAUUGCUCACUCUCAAUUGAAGAUUUUUCCACCCACGCCAGCGGCGCUGUGGUCAUGGCCCCCGCAAUUUCAUCUCGCACCCGCAUCUAGUCAUUGAUUGUCAGCGUUGAU